ACACCACCUGCCGGCGACAGAGUUAUCCUCCCGGCCGGUCACCAGAGCCCAAGUUCACCUCUAUCGUCAAACUACCCAAAUGAUCCCUCCAAGCUGACAUGAUUACAAGCCUCUCCAAUCUCCAUAGCCUUUCCCUCUUCCAGAAAAAGGAAAAUCCAUCUCCUGCAUACAGUUGCACAUAAAACAACAGAAUCCCAUGAAAACCUCCUCAACCUAAUCAAUCCUCCCUCCCUCCCUCUCUUACUAUUCCCGCGGGAACCACCAGACAAAGACACUCACUUUCACGAGCUAAUUAUAGAGCACGGAAUCUGACUCUCCUCUAUGCAAUCAAAUCUUUUGUUUAUUAUAUAACACGUUAACCCAAAUUCAGAAAAUUCCUCUCCACCAUAAGAACAGCACAACCCCACAAAUCAAAUCCAAGUGGCCUCCUCUCCACAAAAACUACCCUUUUAGUGUGCCUUUCCCUCUUCAAUGGCUUCCCUUUCCCGGCAAAAAAGUUGCCGUCUUUCCUCUUUUUCCCCCACUUGACAUUGAACUGUUCUUCUUCUUGUAACUUCUUCUCUCUGUUUCUCCUCCCAAUCAAAAACCCAAUUCAUAAAAGAACGAAAAGCUUCCAACUUUCAAUUUUUCCUUCUGUCCCUGAAAAUGCCGCCGUCGAAUUUCCCGCUCCGGUGGGAGAGCACCGGCGACCAGUGGUGGUACGCGUCCCCGAUCGACUUCGCCGCCGCCGAAGGCCACUACGACCUGGUGAGGGAGCUUCUCCACUUGGACAACAACCUCCUCAUCAAGCUCACCUCCCUCCGCCGCAUCCGCCGCCUUGAGACCGUUUGGGACGACGACGACGAGAAGAAGCCCGACUCCAGAGGAGAAGUCGCCAAGUGUCGCGCCCACGUCGCCCGCAUGCUCUACACGGAGUGCGAGGUCUCCCCUGGCUACAACACCCUCGUAAGAGCUCGGUACGGCGGGUGGCUGCUCUACACGGCCGCCUCCGCCGGCGAUUUGAAAUUCGUCGACGAAUUGCUGGACAGAGACCCGUUUCUAGUGUUCGGCGAGGGAGAGUACGGCGUCACGGACAUGUUCUACGCCGCCGCGAGGGGCGGGAACUCCGAGGUUUUCAGGGUUUUGCUCCGGUGCUCUGUUUCGCCGACGGGGAAACAGGGGAACGAUGAAGAGGUGGAGAAUCAAAAAGGGGACAAGGAAUUCGAGAUGGAGAUUGUGAAUCGUGCGGUUCAUUCUGCUGCCAGAGGUGGGAAUCUGGAGAUUUUGAGGGAAUUGCUUAAGGAUUGUGGCGAUGUUUUGAGUUAUCGUGAUGAACAGGGUUCCUCUGUUUUGCAUUCUGCAGCUGGAAGAGGCCAAGUUGAGGUGGUGAAGGAGCUCAUAGCGUCCUAUCACAUCAUAACUUCCACAGACCACAACGGCAACUCGGCCCUCCACGUAGCGGCUUAUCGAGGCCACUUACCGGUUGUCGAGGCGCUAAUCCAAGAAUGUCCAUCCCUAACCUCACUCACAAACAUCCAUGGCGACACAUUCCUCCACAUGGCCGUUUCGGGGUUCAGGACGCCCGGUUUUCGGAGAAUGGACAAGCAGAUUGAGCUCAUGGAGAAGCUAAACUCCGGUGGUGGGAUUGUGAACAUCCAAGAGGUCAUCAAUGUGAAGAACAACGAUGGAAGGACGCCUCUCCACAUUGCUGUGUUUGAAAAUAUCCAAUCUAGCCUAGUCGAGCUUCUCAUGACCGUCCCCUCGAUCAAUUUGAAUGUUAAAGACGCGGAUGGCAUGACACCACUCGAUCUCCUGAGGGAAAUUAGGCCGAGAUCAGCUGCUUCGGAGAUCCUGAUCAAGCAGCUGGUCUCGGCUGGAGGUGUCUCCGGCAGGAGACAUAAUAUCACCGCUAUUGUCUCUCAGUUGAGAGGCAUAGGGAUGAGCCCAGGCACGAGUUUUCGGAUCCCGGAUGGUGAGAUCUUCCUCCACACAGGUGUGGAGCAUGCAGCGGCGUCUGAUUUCAGCCGCGAGCUGGGAACCAGCGCGGAUUAUAGUUCAGCAUUGAGUCAACAAGAUGCGAGUGUAGAUGACUUGGAGAAGAAGGCAAGUAGUACUAGGCCAGGAAACAAGGUGAGUUCUGCUGCAAAGCGGCUCAAGGCACUCCUCCAAUUGCCAAAGAAGAAGAAGAAAGCAAAAGAUCAGAAAGACCCUACCGUGGUGGCCAAGUUAACAGACGAUGAGGCGUCUUCCAUCGAGUCCUUUCAUCUCUGCAGAAGCUACGAGGAGUGUCCAAUUCCGUUGAGGAAGAAAUACUCGAAGCUCGCCACGUUCAAUGGUAAUGGGAAUCUUCCGAGUCCUUUGACAAGGAGCAGAUUUGCAGCAGGGUUGAUGCACGGAGUUAUAAAUGCGAGGCCACAUUUCUCUGAUCAGUCGACUCCUCCGAGUCCUUUUUCAGCUGUGUCUUCAUCCGCGUGCUCACCGGCUUCUUCGAAUCGAGAUAAAAACCUGGUUAAAUCAGCAACAUUCAGCUCCAAGCUGAUGAACCGCAAACAAGGUUCGUUCAAUGCGAAGCUGAUGAACCAGUACUUGUCUUUCGGUGCACAAGGGUUGGGAGUCGAUGGUGGCGAUUCGGUUAAUCGUAAACCAGGAUACGAGGAUUACACCCACCGGCGGCCUACUUCUUUAGCAGCUUGAACAAGUCUCUGAUGUAAUGUAACUCUUUGCUGCUGCGAGACACAGAAGGUCGAGGGAGAGCUACCUUCCUUUUUAGUAAUGUUCUUUCUUUUCCAGAUCAGGCAACGCAUGGCUCUCAAGGUUUUGGAAAAAGGAAGUUGUUUUUUCAUUGUUCUAAUGUACGUAUUGUACAGUACUUUUAACAUUCGUAACCAGAAAUCCUUGCAUCAAAUGCCAAUGUUUUCUUUGCAUCCCAAUUCUGCAGUUUGAUUCUGCGCUUCUUUCUUCCAUUUGGCUGAAGGUGGAAUUAUUAAAUGGGCC
Molecule: messenger RNA, 2973 nt
Organism: Linum tenue
Lineage: Eukaryota; Viridiplantae; Streptophyta; Magnoliopsida; Malpighiales; Linaceae
Source: the annotation of a GenBank genome assembly